AUGAUUGCCAUCUUCGCAGUACUUGCUGUUCUUGGAGCAGCUGUAGCCCAUUACUUACCGGUCUAUCCACCGUUGAGACAUAAUGGCGAGCUCGUGGCGAACGUGAAAGGUGGGCGUAAUCACGGACCAUUUUUGGACGUCUUCCAUGGGCAUCGCCGCAGAUACCUUCCACCUGGCUAUUACGGCUGGCCGUACGGUCUUCCGCCAAACAUCGUUUCAAACCCAUUCUACGUAGAGCGUCGCCACAGAAGACGUCAUCAUCGCGAUAGCUACAGUCGCAGUCGCAGUGACAGUCGCGAUCGCGAUUACGACAGAAGAGAUAGAAGAAGGCGUGACAGCAGCGACAGCCGUGAUUGGUGA
Messenger RNA from Cylicostephanus goldi, 360 nucleotides. The record is from the annotation of a GenBank genome assembly. NCBI's taxonomy places the organism in Eukaryota, Metazoa, Nematoda, Chromadorea, Rhabditida, Strongylidae.